CUUUCCUCGCCUCGGCUUCCGCCGCCAUUUUGCGGGCUUGACGCGUGUGAGGCGGCCUCCCGCUCCUCCGCUGCCAUGGGCCGCCUAGACAGGCUGCUGGUGGAGAACUUCAAGUCUGGCCGCCACCAAGUCCCUCGGCCCUUCACAACUUCCACCAUCGUGGGUCCCAACGGCUCCGGCAAGUCAAACGUGAUGGACGCGCUGAGUUUCGUCAUGGGAGAAAAGCCCAACAACCUGCGCGUGAAGACCGUCCAGGAGCUCAUCCACGGCGCCCAUGUGGGCAGGCCCGUGGCGGCCAGCGCCAGCGUGAAGGCUGUGUAUGUGGAGGAGGACGGCGGGGAGAAAACCUUUACCCGCAUUAUCCGGGGUGCGUGGGGUCCCCCCCCUCCAUCCCUCCUCCUGUCCUAUAGUACCUUUCCUGGUGAUUUGGGAACUAGCUCUUUCCCCUUAAAGCCUAAGCCCAUGAGGGCUGGUUCCCAGGAAGGGCUUAAUCAGUGCAAUGUGAAUAAUGCCGACCGCUACCAGGUCCUCCUCGAGGAACUGAAAGAGAAGAAGAUACAGCUGCAGCUUUUUCAGCUUUACCACAAUGAGAAAAAAAUUCAUUUUCUGACCGGUGAACUAGAUGAAAUGAACAGGCAAUUGGCUCUCACAAAAGACUCCGUCUCUGCUGAUGAAAACAUUGUGAAAAACAAGAAGAAGGACCUUGGAAAGUUAACCAGAGAACUUCAGCAAAUGGAAAAGGAGAUGAAGGCUCUGGAGGCAGUGUUGAAUCAGAAGAGGCCCCAGUACAUCAAGGCCAAGGAGAAUACUUCACAUCAUCUCAAGAAGCUGGAGAUGGCCAAGAAGUCCAUCAAGGUCAGUGAGAAGCAGUGCACCAAGCAAGAAGAUGAUAUCCAAGCCCUGGAAAAAGAGCUGCAAGAAUUAGACGGGAGCUGGAAGAAUUUUGAGAAGCAGAUUGAAGAAGAGAAGCUGCGUCGUGGUAGGGACAUCGAGCUGGAAGCCAGUCAGCUGGAUCAGUACAAGGAACUUAAGGAACAAGUGAUCAAGAAGGUGGCGACUAUGACGCAGCAGCUGGAAAAGCUGCAGUGGGAGCAGAGGGCAGAUGAGGAGAGACAGGCCUUUGGGGACAGGCGGCGAACAGAAGUUCAGGGAAAUUUAAAGCAAAUAAAGGAACAAAUAGAAGACCAUAAUAAACGCAUAGAGAAAUUGGAGGAAUAUACAAAUGCAUGCAUCGAUUGUUUGAAAGAGAAAACCCAACAAGAAGAAGCCCUCGUUAAGGAAAUUGAGGAGUCCAAAGUCAGAAUGGUCAAAGUGAAUGAAGAAUUGAGUUUCAUCAGAAUGGAGUUACAGGAUGCACGCAUUGAUCAUCAUGAAGGAAAGCGCCAGCAAAAGAAAGUAGAGAUUCUGGAGUGCUUGAAAAGGCUUUAUCCCGAGUCUGUGUUUGGCAGACUCCUUGAUUUAUGUCAUCCCAUUCAUAAGAAGUACCAACUUGCUGUGACCAAACUCUUUGGCAGAUACUUAACAGCUAUUGUGGUAGUUUCUGAAAAAAUAGCAAGAGAUUGCAUUCGAUUCCUGAAAGAAGAAAGAGCUGAAGCUGAGACGUUCCUUGCUCUGGAUAACCUUGAUAUCAAGCCUCUCAAUGAAAGGCUCAGGGAGAUAAAAGGCUCCAAGAUGGUGAUAGAUGUUGUGCAGACCCAGCUUCCGCAGCUCAAGAAGGUCAUCCAGUUUGUGUGUGGCAACGGGCUUGUGUGUGAGACUGUGGAAGAAGCUCGGCAUGUGGCCUUUGGUGGGUCCGAGCGGCUGAAGACAGUAGCUCUGGAUGGAACAUUGUUUUUGAAAUCGGGAGUCAUUUCUGGAGGAUCGAGUGACUUAAAAAUCAAAGCCAAAUGCUGGGAUGACAAGGAACUAACCAAAAUGAAGGAAAGAAGAGACCAGCUCACCAGUGAGCUAAAGGACAUGAUGAAAAUACGCCAUAAAGAAACGGAUUUGAGGCAAAUACAGUCAUUGUUACAAGGAACUCAUACCCGACUCAAAUAUUCUCAGAACGAACUAGAGAUGAUUAAAAAGAAGCAGCUGGCCGCUUUUCACAAGGAACAGUCCCAGCUGCAGAGCGAAUUACUGAAUAUUGAAUCGCAGUACACCAUGCUGAGUGAUGGCAUCAAGGAAAGAGCACAAAAAAUCACUGACUUCCAAGAAAGGAUAGAUAAGGUGGAAGAUGAAAUUUUCCAUGAUUUCUGUGAAGAAAUUGGUGUUGAAAACAUACGUGAAUAUGAAAACCAGCAUGUGAAACAGCAGCAGGAAAUUGACAAGAAGAGGCUUGAGUUUGAGAAACUGAAAACUCGACUGAACGUUCAGCUUGAAUAUAGCCACAACCAACUGAAGAAGAAGAUGAGUAAGGUUUCUGCCCUGAAAGAGGCCGUCCUCAAAGACACAAGCGACAUCGAGAGUCUGAAGGAGGUGGAAGAAAGCUGCCUGCAAGUUGUGGAUGAUCUCAUGGCUCAGCGGCAGCAGCUGAAGGACAGGUGUGCCGCGAAGAAUACGGACAUUGAACAGGUGCAGGGCCAGGUGGAGGAAGCGCGCAAGAAGCUUUUGGCCAUCAAUAGGGAGGUGGGGAAGAUGCAGAAGGAGACGGUCGCCGUCCAGACGGCUCUGGAGCAGCAGCGGCUCGAGAGGCACAACAUCCUGCUCGCCUGCAAGGUGCAGGACAUUGAGGUCGUCCUCCUGUCAGGCUCCCUGGACGACAUCAUCCAUGUGGCGGUGGGUACAGAACCUGAGAGCACACAGAGCACCAUCGCCAUCUAUGAGCAGGAAGGAACCCUGCAGAUAGACUACAGCAGCCUCCGAGGCGACCUGAAGGAUCUGGAGUCUGACAAGGAGAUAAAGGCUCAGCUGGGGCUCCUGCAGCAGCAGCUGGCGACCCAGGAAGACAUCUUACUGAAGACCACGGCCCCCAACCUGCGAGCCCAACAGAACCUGCAGACUGUCCGCAACAAGUUCCAGGAGUCCAUCGAUGCUUUUGAGGCCAGCAGGAAGGAAGCCAGAGUCUGCAGGCAAGAGUUUGAGCAGGUGAAGAAGAGGAGAUACGACCUCUUCAGCCAGUGCUUUGAGCACGUCUCACUGUCCGUGGAUUAUAUCUACAAAAAGCUCUGCAGAAACAGCGGUGCCCAGGCGUUCCUCAGCCCCGAGAACCCAGAAGAGCCUUACCUGGAAGGGGUCAGCUACAACUGCGUGGCUCCGGGCAAGCGCUUCAUGCCCAUGGAAAACCUGUCCGGGGGGGAGAAGUGCGUGGCGGCGCUGGCCCUGCUGUUUGCCGUGCACAGCUUCCGUCCUGCGCCAUUCUUUGUCCUCGACGAAGUGGAUGCGGCCUUGGAUAACACAAACAUCGACAAAGUGUCGAGCUACAUGAGGGAGCAGACGCGGGAGCACUUCCAGAUGAUCGUCAUUUCUCUCAAGGAGGAGUUCUACUCCAAAGCUGACGCGCUGGUGGGCAUCUACCCCGAGCAAGGGGACUGCAUGUUCAGCAGAGUCCUGACCCUGGACCUGUCCGUGUACCCGGACAGCAACAACAGGGAGCACCGAGGCAGGCGCCGCGAUGGCCGCUCCCUGCUCACCUGAGACCCCCCCCACUUUGGGUGCCCCGGGGAAAUAAAUCUUGUUGCAGAGCUGGGUUCUGCUGUGGCUCCUUCUGUGAAAUAAGAUGGAGGGACGUCCCAGGCCUGUCGCUUUUAUUAUCCAGAAUCUCUAUCGCUCUUACUCCCCUGGAAAACGUGCCUCGGUUUACCUUUGCUGCAUUUUUGCUCAUCCCAGUUGAAGGAAGCUUAUGUGGGAUUUGGGGGUGAAGACCAGGCCCCUGAGCAGAACCCCUCCCCUCUUUGGAUCUGAACUCGGGCCCUCCUGACUUUAAGACUGGUGCACCUUCUAGCUGCCCCCUCCCCUCUUUGGGGCCCACGGGCCAUUUUGCACCAAGUGGAAGGGAUUUCUUCUGGGGAACUUGGGCUGCAAGCUGAUUGACUCUUCCCCGGAAACCCAAGAUCUCUGGGAAAGGAGGCAAGUCUUGGGGAAUCAUUCUGUCCCAAACUUUGUGUAUAUGUUUGGAGAUCAUUGGCAGUUAGGCCCCAGGGCCCCUCCUUCCCAGGGGAGGAAGGGCUCCCCAAGUGGAACUGGGGAGACAGUGGUCCCCUAGAAGGCAGCUGACAGUCUGGGGAUUUGGGGGGAAGACCUCCCCGGAUUGGGGGCAACCCAAGCAUGCCUCCCAAGCCUAAACAACUGACCUUAUCUUCCCCAACUCCAGAGCAAACUCAGGCCCUUGGUGGGCAUCAAAGCAGCUCGUUACCAGGAGAGUGAGGCAAGAGUGGGCUGCCCCUCCUCUCUGGGGAUGCUGGGCCAGGAGAGAUGGCCUCGGCUCAGAAAAGCCUAAAGCAGGAAAAAGAGCAGGGAGGGCUCCACCCGGCCAGAGGCCUUAGAGUGGUAGUCAGGGCCAGCUCCUGCCCAGGGGUAUCUGUGGGGACGGCUCCUGGGGCUUCUGUCACCUUUAAGGAUGGGCGUGUGCACACACACACAUGUAUACGUGCACGUGCACAUACAUGUAUAUUUACAAGCAAAAGUGUACAAGUAUAUGCACAUUUAUGUGCAUGAACACAAAACCACACAUGUGCAAAGGUGGCAGGGCACUGUACAUGUGCAUGUGAACAUGUGUGUGCAUGCAUGGGCUGAGCUGUGCACAAACUGCAUGCAUGUGUAUAUGCACACGUACAUGCAUUGCAAAACUUUAUUUGCACGUGUCUCUUGUGUAUUGUGUGUGUGCAUGUGUAUGUAUAUAUAAAAUGAGAACCAGAAACAUAGGCCCAGAGAAAACUCCCUCGGGAAAGCUCCUUGAAGCACAGGAGGCCAAAAAACCAACCAGGCUCAGAGUCUCUGCUUGGAAAAGCUGGUGAAUCGCUCUGGAGCUUGGGCUGGUCGGGAGCUGCUCAGUUAGCAGAUUCAAAACCCAGCUGGACCCUGGGAGGAACUAGCCGAUCCUCUAAAUGAGCCGAAGAACCGGAUGGCAUCUCCCCCCUUCCAGAAGCUGCCGGGCAGGCGGGCGGCCCCUUGCCCCGUCGGGUAAAUCUGGUGCACGUGAGCUGCUCUCAGUCCUCUCGUUUGGGAGCAACAGCCCCAUCUGGGAAGGUGGAGCCGAUUUAAUGACAAGCAGCCAUAGAAACACAAGGUCGGGCCCUGGGGAGGGGAGCCCCCAACCCCAAGGCGCUUCCCAACUGGUGGGCCCCAAGUUACCCUUAAGGCUAGAACACAUAUGCCCCUAAAUCAGUCCCAAUGGCUUCGCUUGGCUCUUCAAAUGCUGGGGUUUCAGGGAAGCUCGAGCCCCUUUCUGAACUACCCCCCCAGUGUGGUUUCCACUCUUUUCUCGUGUGAUAAAUUCCCCUAUCAAGAAAACUCGGGGCUACCGUUCCCCGCUUCCCUGAUGGCCACAUGUUUACAGCUGCAAAAUGUAACUGCAGUCUCUGAAUGGUGAAAAGUAAACACGGAGUAAAUUUAAUUUUACAAGUUUUUUUUUUUUUUUUUUUUUUUGCUUAGACAUAACCUUGUAAGCUGUAAAUGGGGGCUGCAAGAACUUGGAACCCCCCGGGCCCAACUCCCCCUCCCUUCUAGACUUUCUGAGGUCUCCAGAGCAUAGGGUUUAAAAGAGUUUUGGAACGACCAAGACCAUCUUGAUGGCCUUUUGAAGGGGUUGGGACUUGGAG
Molecule: messenger RNA, 5738 nt
Organism: Sarcophilus harrisii (Tasmanian devil)
Lineage: Eukaryota; Metazoa; Chordata; Mammalia; Dasyuromorphia; Dasyuridae
Gene: SMC1B
Product: structural maintenance of chromosomes 1B
Exons: 24
Coding region: 76-3615 (1179 amino acids)
Biological process (GO): sister chromatid cohesion
Cellular component (GO): nucleus; cohesin complex; chromosome
Molecular function (GO): DNA binding; ATP binding; protein binding
Source: RefSeq, a predicted model, not a curated record